UAUUUAUAUAAAGACAUAAAAACUACAUGGGAUGAUGGUCGAAGUAAAUGUUUUGAUCGAGGAAUGUCCCUUGCUGUCUUGAAAUCAGAACAAGAUUACAACGAGGCCAAACUGUAUAUUAAAAAUGUAAUUGGAGCGCUUGAGAUAAAAAUAUUCAUUGGAUUAUAUUACGAUCCUGUACAAGAUGUUUUUCGUUGGACGGAUGGAAAUCUUCUUACGUAUAACAAAUGGGCAAGUGGCCAUCCAUUGACCAUGGAGACAGACCAUUGUGUUCAUUUAUCAAAAGACCUGAGGGAAUUUGAAAGUGAUAUAUGUAGCACAACACGCAAUAUUCUUUGUUCUGAUCAUGUUGCUGGAUUAUCAAGUCAAAAGACGUCUAAACCAUUCGUCACAGAAUUUAUUACGGCAGAACCGACAGUUAAACAGAUUAACUUGGCGUUUGUAUCCACACAAAUAUCCACACAAGAAAAAACAAGCUUAUCACAUGUGGGAUUACAGACUCCUAAAGACGACCUAAGUUCUACACCAAUGACCACAGAGAAGACAAUGUUUCGUCAUGUAACAACACACAGAACGGAUGUUUCAAGUGCUGAAUUAACAAGUCAACAGACCUCUGACACACGAAUGUCCACACAAGAAAUAACAGGCCUAGGCUUAUCACCUGUUCGCUUACAAACUCCCAAAGACGACAUAAGUUCUACACCCAUGACCACAGAGAAGACAAUUUUAUCUCAUAUAACAACACACAGAAUGCAUGUUUCAAGUAUGGAUAGAAUAGCCUUUUUCAUAGAUCAAAGCUAA
This is a messenger RNA of Mytilus californianus (California mussel), 801 nucleotides long. RefSeq lists its product as uncharacterized. NCBI's taxonomy places the organism in Eukaryota, Metazoa, Mollusca, Bivalvia, Mytilida, Mytilidae. The coding region runs from base 64 to 801 and encodes 245 amino acids. The record is from RefSeq and is a predicted model, not a curated record. The transcript has 4 exons.